AACAAAAUGAAACUUCUCGUUGUGCUCGCGAUGUGCGUGCUCGCCGCCAACGCCGGCGUCGUUGAACUAUCCGCGGACAGUUCUAACCAAGACCUCGAGGAGAAACUGUACAACAGCAUCCUAACCGGUGACUACGACAGUGCUGUCCGUCAGAGCUUAGAAUACGAGAGCCAAGGCAAGGGAUCCAUCGUUGGGAAUGUAACUUACAACCUGAUCGUUGACAGGAGACAGAACACCAUGGAGUACUGCUACAAGCUGUGGGUCGGCAACGGAGAGCACAUUGUCAGAAAGUACUUCCCCUUUAACUUUAGGCUCAUCAUGGCCGGAAACUACGUCAACCUCAUUUACAGAAACUACAAGCUUGCUCUGAAGCUCGGUUCCACAACCAAUCCCUCGAAUGAGAGAAUUGCAUACGGCGAUGGCGCAGACAAGCAUACUGAAUUCGUCAGUUGGAAGUUCGUUACCUUGUGGGAGGACAACAGAGUGUACUUCAAGAUCCACAACACUAAGUACAACCAGUACUUGAAACUGAGCUCGAAGACUGACAGCAAUACUGGCGACCGUCUUGUAUACGGCGACAGCACCGCUGACAGCACCAGCGAGCAGUGGUUCCUCCAGCCCGCGAAGUACGAAAACGAUCUCCUGUUCUUCAUCUACAAUCGCGAGUACAACGAUGCUUUGAAGCUUGGUGGUAUUGUGGAUGGCUCACGAGACCGCAUGGCAUUUGGACACGACGGUGAAGUGGCUGGUCUUCCUGCCCUCUAUAGUUGGAUGGUUCCACGUUUCUGGACUGCCGCAUAA
Molecule: messenger RNA, 801 nt
Organism: Bombyx mandarina (wild silkworm)
Lineage: Eukaryota; Metazoa; Arthropoda; Insecta; Lepidoptera; Bombycidae
Product: low molecular mass 30 kDa lipoprotein 21G1-like
Source: RefSeq, a predicted model, not a curated record